Thermochaetoides thermophila DSM 1495 is the source of this 501-nucleotide messenger RNA. Its product is annotated as cytochrome-C oxidase-like protein. Lineage: Eukaryota; Fungi; Ascomycota; Sordariomycetes; Sordariales; Chaetomiaceae. Gene Ontology annotation, biological process: mitochondrial electron transport, cytochrome c to oxygen. The record is from RefSeq and is a predicted model, not a curated record. The transcript has 3 exons. The coding region runs from base 1 to 501 and encodes 166 amino acids.
AUGCUUCGCAACGCCAUCGUUCGCGCCUCCCGGCAGUCGGCCGUCGCCCUCGGCUCCCGCCGUGCCGCCUCAACUCAGGCCCUGUCCAACCCUACUCUGGCCAACAUCGAGAAGAGAUGGGAGGCCAUGCCCAUGCAGGAGCAGGCCGAGCUCUGGAUGGCCCUGCGUGACCGUAUGAAGGGCAACUGGGCUGACCUGACUCUCCAAGAGAAGAAGGCCGCCUACUGGAUCGCUUUCGGCCCCCACGGCCCCCGUGCCCUCCCUCCUCCGGAUGAGAACAAGAAGGUCUUCCUCGGCACUGUGGCCGGCCUCGUUGCUAGCGCCAUCCUCUUCGCUGUCGUGCGCUCGUUCGCCAACCCGGCGCCCAAGACCAUGACUCAGGAGUGGCAGGAGAAGACCAACGAGUUCCUCAUUGCCCAGAAGUCCGACCCUCUCUCGGGUAUCUCGUCAGAAGGUUACACCGGCAAGGGCCACAUCCAGUCUGCUCCUGCGCGGAAGUAG